AUGAAAAAUAUAAUGUUAUUCAUAUUAAUAUCAAUAAUAACAAUCCAACUUUUAAAAGCUGACCUUCAAGUAUACAACAAUAAAGAUUUAGAAGAACAAGUAAAGAAAAUAAAUAAAAAAGAAGCGAAAAUUCCUUUCUAACUAGCCCUUUUCGGGAAAAUACCAUACGGAAGAAAGAUAAUAGGUGAUGUAAUGUUAGCUAACCCUAUAGACGCUUGUAAACCCUUAGAAUCGACCGAAAACAACUAAUAACAUACCUUCGUAUUAAUUUAGAGAGGAGAAUGCUCUUUUGUAACAAAAGUAUUCAAUGCAUAACUUUUUGGUGGAAAAGUUAUAAUUUUGAUGGAUGAUAAAAAAGAAAAUUAUGAUAUAUUAAUGUCAGAUGAUGGAAUGGGAGAUCGUGUAAUUAUUCCUUCUAUUUUUAUACAUUUUGAAUACGGUAAUUUAUUAAAGAGUUUAUUAGAAGAUAAGAAAUAAGUUACUUUAUAAAUAGAAUUUGAAGAAAACAAAUAUAAAAAAUCAGAUUAUAUUUUUUGGAUUAGUUUACCAUCAAUAACUGUAAAUAAGCUUAUAUAUAAUUUUAAUUAAGUUAGAAAAAAUUUAAAAGGAAAUAAUGUUUAAUUUGAACCUUCUUAUGAUAUAUAUGUUUGCUUUGAAUGUUAAUUAGAAUAAUUUGCUAAUCCUAUUAGUGAUUGCAUUUUAAAUGGUCGUUUUUGUGCUAAUGACCCAGAUUUGCCUAAUAUUGGUUAAAUUAAUAGUCGUAAUAUUGCCACAGGAAAAAAUGUAGUUGAAGAAAGUUUACGUUAAAUCUGCAUAUUUGAUCAAGAUGAAGAAUUAUGGUGGGAAUAUAUGCUUAUAUUUGCUUAAGAAUGUGACAAGCCUUAGUUAUAUGAAGUUUGUAGCUAAUAAUUAGUCAUCUAAAUUAAAAAUUUGGAUUAAGAAGAAUUUAAAAAAUGUUAUAAUGAUAACAUUAAAAAUCCUAACAGUCCUUUAUUGAAACGAUAACUAGAUUUAUAAUCUAAAUAUAGAAUUAAUACAUGGCCAUCUGUGACUAUUAAUGACUUAGUAUAUAGAGGAAAUUUGGAUGGAAACAGUAUAAUGGAAGCAAUUUGCUCAAGUUUAGAGGAACCUAAAGAAGAAUGUGAGUAUUAUGUUGAUCCUUUAAAAUAAAGAGUCGAAUAAAUAAGUAAUUUAGGUAAAAAUAAUGGAGCAACCAUUAUAAUAAUUGUUAUUGUGAUGCUAUUUUGUUUUGUAGUGCUUUUUGUAUUAAUGGCAUGUCUUUAUAGAAGAUUUUUUAAAAAAGAAAUGUAAUAAGAUAUGAAUAAUUAAAUUAAUUAGAUGGUUUCUUAGUAUGUUGCAUUUUAUGAUUAAAAAAAAAUAAAAGCUAAUAAUAAGAUCUUUGAUUUUAUUUUUUAAAAAUAAAUAUUAAAAUUAAAAAAAAUAUAAUUAUAUUUAUUUAUUUUUAUAUUGAUAAUAUUUUUUAUAAUUUCUAAAAAAAUAAUAUAAAAAAUGUAUUAAUUUUAUUUAUAUUUAUUUAAUUAUUUCAAUAAGAAAUUGAUUUCAUUUUACUUUUCUCGUUUUACAAUAUAUUAUCUAAAAUUACUUUAACUAAAUCAUUUUCACUUAGAUUAGAACCUAAAUGGGCAAUGUAAUUAUUUUUAUCAUCCAUUAAAUAAGUUAAUACAGUAUGAUCAAUUGUAUAAUUUUUUUUUUACUUAUUUAUUUAUAAAACAAAUAAUAUUAAAAAAAAUAUAAAAUUAAUUUAUAAAUAUAUAAAUAUAUAAUAUAUAUUUAUAUAUAUAUAUAUUUAAUUUUACACUUGAUUUUCUUCUUACUAUUCAAAUUCCAUUUUAGUUGCAUAUAUUCUGA
This is a messenger RNA of Ichthyophthirius multifiliis, 1869 nucleotides long. RefSeq names its product vacuolar sorting receptor, putative. The record is from RefSeq and is a predicted model, not a curated record. Lineage: Eukaryota; Ciliophora; Oligohymenophorea; Hymenostomatida. The transcript is spliced from 3 exons.